Lachancea sp. 'fantastica' is the source of this 1263-nucleotide messenger RNA. NCBI's taxonomy places the organism in Eukaryota, Fungi, Ascomycota, Saccharomycetes, Saccharomycetales, Saccharomycetaceae. The record is from the annotation of a GenBank genome assembly.
AUGUUUGAUCCCCUGGAGUUUUUCAGCGGUGAAAAACGGCCACUGGAAGCCGAGAUAUCGGAAAAGACGAGCUUUUCGGGAACAGGGAACACUGAGGAAGUGGUAUCAAGCUCGAAAGACGAUGUUACCGACGAAAUCGAAUUUGAAGAUAGUGAUGUCCCGAUGCAGGUCAUAGACCUUCCUAUUCUUCAAAUUGCAAAACCGGUGGUCAUUUUGACGGUAUUGCUGCUGCUCAGGCCCGCAGUCGGAGUGAACUUCUCGGAACAAAACGGUGAACAGGAUGACACUGAACUCACAGAAGAAGGAAGUGAUAUUCUUGAAUCAAUAGCUCCUGAUUACGUUCAAGAAACGAUCAAUUGGUAUAAGUACGUGGGAAAUUCAAGUCUGGACUCGGGACCGAAGUUAGCCAGGAAGCUGCAUCAACUAGCAGGCAGCGCCACGGAAAAAGAUCUUGUAACGUAUUUCACUAAUGUUCUUGCAAAAUACAGUCGAUUUGAGGAGCCGGACGAGCUUGUAGUACGCAUCUUGAGCGAAGCGAGUCUACGUAUAUCUGAAAAAUGUGGGCGAACGGCCCAGCCGGCGAUGACCAGAGUGUUUCAGAUCAAGGGAUUACAAAGCUCUAUUCGAUUACAUGAACCAGCUUUGACGGCAGACAAUCUUGGUUUGAAAACUUGGGGUGCGUCGUUGGUGUUGGCGCAAAAACUCUGCCAAAAGAAUGAAAUGUGGACGGGAAACAACCAUCAUCUUCGGGUGUUGGAGCUGGGGGCAGGAACGGGGCUCGUAGGAAUAGCAUUGCUCAAAAAGCUAUGUGAAAUCGGUAAAGGCUCUAUUGCCGCCUCGUUUCACUUGACGGAUUUGCCGGAAAUCGUGCCUAAUUUGAAGAAAAACGUACAGCUGAACAAUUGUGACGAAAGCGGACAACUUGAAGUGUUUGUGGACGUCCUGGACUGGACGGAUCCUUCUUCCUUCGAAAGUCAACACGGAUGCAAAAAGUUCGAUGUUGUUCUUAUAGCCGAUCCCAUCUAUUCACCACAACAUCCUGAGUGGAUAGUAAAUAUGAUGACCAGGUUCUUGGCGCCUCACGGGACGGCUUACCUUGAAGUUCCUGUUCGCGCCAAGUAUGCUGCGGAGAGACAGACACUUUGGGAUUUGAUAGACAAGGCCAAUCUCGAAGUUGGCAGAGAGGAGACAAAUGAGGGUGUUGAUGACUGGGGUCAAGUUUCGUAUCUAUAUAAAGAGGUAGUCUUCAAGCGACCACUUUAA